CGCCGCGUACUACUGCAACUUAUGAUAAAUAACUUCUAAACUAUUAUUUUCGGUAAACCAUGACUUAUAAAGUUUCUCGCUUGACGGUCUUGUUCGGCUCACAGUAUAAAAAUGUAAACAUUUUCAGAUAUCCAGUGUACUUUCUAGCGCUAUGAACUGUAAAUUAACAAAGUUUAACUUUUUAAGUUGUCCGGUUUCGGUUACUUCUUGGUUUAAUUCGGUCGCAUUUAAACCAGAACUAUGCAAAAAUGUGGAACGUGCCAAUUAAUUAAGGGUUUGUUUAUAAAAUCCAUAGCAUGUGUUAGAGGAGACAGUACUUCUAGUGAAACCGAUUCAGAGUCCUACUACCGCGACUUAGGGGAUCAAGAUACGCUGAGAAUAGAAGAUCACUUCUCAAGCCUAUCAGAAGACUCCUCCGACUUUACUGCGAAACGCGAGUUUCAAGUACUGGUGACCCGAGCAAUAGUGAACGAUAUCGCCAGACACAGGGAAUGCAACCGUUGCCUAGGCCCAUUUUUGACAUUGACCAGGCGCCGAAACAGGCCAUUCCUCAUAAGAUCUCUUUCGAAUGGCAUUGACGUGGACGACGAUCUAUUUUGCGGCGACGUACAGUCCAUACUGAAACGAUCAUUGGAAUGGAAAUUCAACGCCUUCACCCUAAAGAACGCUGCAGGGGGUAAUUGCUUGCAGUUGCUUAGCAUCCAUCUGUUUCAUUCCUACGGCCUGAUCGAACACUUCAACUUGGACGUGAUUAAGCUGUUCCAGUUGUUCCGCCUCAUAGAUUCGGGAUACGUGAGCGACAAUGCGUAUCACAACUCGGUCCAUGCCACAGAUGUCAUGCAAGCCAUGCAUUGCUUCUUGCAGCAGGAUAAGCUGUUUACCUACUUGGAGCCAUUGGAAAUAAUGGCUUCGCUGAUUGGUGCGAUGGCACAUGACAUAGACCAUCCCGGAGUCAACCAGAACUUCCUGAUCGCGACCUCGAACUACAAGACUAAAUUGUACGGGAACUCAUCUGUUUUGGAGAAUCAUCACUUGCGUGCGGCAAUCAGCUGUGUCAUCAAGAGCGGUGUGAUCGAGUCCCUUGAGCUACGCAACAAACUCGCAAAACAAAUCAGCUCGCUUAUCCUGGCUACCGACAUCACCAAGCAACAAGAGUACUUGUCCAAGUUCAAGAGGUACUUGGACACCAAUACACUGGAUAUGACGAUCAGCGAGCAUCGACACCUGGUGCUGCAGAUCGCUCUCAAGUGCGCUGACAUCUCUAACCCCUGCAGACCCUGGGCAAUUAGCCAACAAUGGAGCUUUAAGGUGUGCCAGGAGUUCUUCCAACAGGGAGACUGUGAGCGCAAGUUGAACUUGCCUAUCACACCGCUGUGCGACCGUCACACAACAUCGAUCCCGAAAAUCCAGAAAGAUUUCUUCAAGUACAUAGUGUCUCCGCUAAUGGUACAAUGGAACCGUUUCCUGCAGAAUGAUCUCUCGCGGCAAAUGCUAGAAAACCUGGCUUAUAAUACCAAAAAGUGGGAAGCAAUGCUAGAUCAAGAAUUGACUCAAAAUAAAAAGAUAGAGAUAUCACACAAGGAUGACUUCAACGUUUACACGAAGCUGUGGACCAGCGAUGAACAUGCGACGACCUCAAAAGGAUUAUCUGAAUUAAAUAAAUGCCCAUUAUAUUCAGCGAAACCCACUGGUCUAAAGAAAAAAUUGUGUCGUCUAUCUGGAUCAGUAACAUGCCAAGAUUUUAGAUUUUGGCAUCGUGACCAACCGAGCUCAAGCGACAGCGGGAGUAAGGCAGACGAAGAAGAUAUAAUGGAAGACGAUGAGAAACAAAAACUUCUGACCUACGAGGAACCGCUGCCAGAUACUUCGGUCGAAUCUGACCCAACACCAGUGCACGAAGCUGUGGGCACCCAGCUCUAUAAAAAUAUAUUGCAGCUAAAUACCGGCGUCCAAAUGGGUCGACGGAAAUCAAUGCCUACUGAGAGUAUCCAUUAUUCGCCUAUGGAGAUAAAGUUGCGCGAGGUGACUGCAUCGAUACCGCUACUCCUGCUCCGAACACUCACCGGAAAGGAAACGUGUUCGCGACGCCGAGGAUCCGCGCCUGCCCCGUUGGCCCAGUCUGAGUUCAAAGGGGUAGUCUCGAGUGGAGGUCUCCGCCACAGCGUGAACGGGAGCCCCAGAAAGCAAAGCCCAUUGGUAGCUUGCCAUCUGUGGAUUAGCUCUCGCAGCCAACAUGCGCCACGUCGCGGUUCCCUCCCCGCUGAGGUGAUUACAGGUAUAUCUUCACACUGAGGAUAAGGAUGACGGCGACGAGUAAACAAUUCCAG
Messenger RNA from Pararge aegeria (speckled wood butterfly), 2327 nucleotides. Its product is annotated as high affinity cAMP-specific 3',5'-cyclic phosphodiesterase 7A-like. The record is from RefSeq and is a predicted model, not a curated record. The transcript has 11 exons. Gene Ontology annotation, molecular function: 3',5'-cyclic-AMP phosphodiesterase activity. The coding region runs from base 241 to 2292 and encodes 683 amino acids. Lineage: Eukaryota; Metazoa; Arthropoda; Insecta; Lepidoptera; Nymphalidae.